GUAUAACGUGACAGUGUGAGAAUGACCUACAUUUUGCAUAAGUUUUUUUUUUGUAGCAACCCUGAGAACGACGCCAAUUUUGACAGAGAGUGAGCGAGAUAGUUGCCGACUUGCCGUCUUCAGCAAAAGUCGAAGCCUCGUUCGUUUGCAUUUAUAAUUUUCGUGUAAAACUGUAAUUUACCUGCAGCGAAUUUUUACAAAAAGCAUAUUAUAUAAUAGAAAAUGGUUGCUAGAGUGGCUGGAGUAUUUGAUGAGAAACUGACGGAGGCAAUCGCCAACUCGAAAAUCUUAGUGGUCGGAGCCGGCGGUAUAGGUUGUGAAAUCCUAAAGAAUCUUGUUCUCACCGGCUUCCCACAAAUUGAAAUUAUUGAUCUCGACACAAUUGAUGUGAGCAACUUAAACCGUCAAUUUUUAUUCCACAAAGAACAUGUUGGCAAGUCAAAAGCACAAGUAGCCAAAGACAGUGCACUGAGCUUCAAUCCUAAUGUAAAUAUUGUAGCACAUCAUGAUAGUGUAAUAAGCAAUGAUUAUGGAGUCAGCUACUUCAAACAGUUCAACAUAGUGAUGAAUGCAUUGGACAACCGUGUUGCUCGUAAUCAUGUAAACAGAAUGUGUCUUGCUGCUAAUGUGCCUCUAGUGGAGACUGGCACUGCUGGAUAUGCUGGGCAGGUUGAGUUAAUCAAAAAAGGUCUUACUCAAUGCUAUGAGUGUCAACCAAAAGCACCUCAAAAGACAUUCCCUGGCUGUACAAUUCGUAACACUCCCUCAGAGCCCAUUCAUUGUAUUGUGUGGGCGAAACAUCUUUUCAACCAAUUGUUUGGAGAAGAGGAUCCAGACCAGGAUGUGAGCCCUGACACUGCGGACCCAGAAGCAGCCGGAGAAGCAGGAGCAUCAGCAUUAUCUUCAGAAGGCACAACCAGUGGGAACGUAGACAGAAAAAGUACCAGGCAAUGGGCGGCAGAAACAAAUUAUGAUGCAGAGAAAUUGUUCACAAAGCUGUUUGGCGAUGAUAUUCGCUAUUUACUCUCCAUGGAGAAUUUGUGGAAGAAACGCCGUCCUCCCACACCAUUGACGUGGGACAAUUUACCAGGAAAAGAUGACCCACCAACUCAACAUUCCGGCUUGCCUGAUCAACGUGUGUGGUCAGUGCAUGAAUGUGCUCAAGUAUUAGCCAACAGCUGUAAAGCUUUGCAAGCAGAUUUAGCAGGUCGUCCCGAGGGAGACCACCUCGUGUGGGACAAGGACGAGAAGAGCGCAAUGGAUUUCGUUACCGCGUGUGCUAAUAUACGCGCGUUCAUAUUCAACAUACCCACAAAGUCGCGCUUUGAAAUCAAAUCGAUGGCGGGCAACAUAAUCCCGGCGAUAGCGACGGCGAACGCGAUAGUGGCGGGGCUGGCGGUGCUGCGCGCGCAGGCCAUACUGCGCGGCCUCACCGCCGCCGCCACCAGCGUCUACCUGCGGCCCAAGGUCAACCACCGCGGCCAGCUGUUCGUGCCGGAGAAGGCCCUCACUCCACCGAAUCCGAAGUGCUACGUUUGCGCUCCGAAACCGGAAGUGGGCCUCGCGUGCAACCUCAAAUCGCUGACUCUCAAAGAUUUGACAACAGCUUUUAAAGAUGGUUUGAACAUGCAAGCGCCGGACGCGACAGUGGAAGGCAAAGGGCUCGUAGUCCUGUCUUCAGAACCUGGAGAAACUGACCACAACAACGACAAAACUCUAGAACAGAUCGGUCUCAACGAUGGAUGCGCCUUGCUAGUGGACGAUUUCCUGCAAAACUAUGAAGUGAGAGUCAGAUUGCAGCAAGAGGACGACGAGAAAUCGUGGCGUUUAGUUACAGAUACGGACGCCCCCAUGCCAGCACCAAAGGAAGAAGAAAAACCCGCGAACGGAUCAAACGGUUCUAACGAACCCAAACCCGGACCAUCCAGGACCAGAGCGGACAGCGAGAGCGAUAUGGAGAUUAUAGAGGAAGAUGACGAUGAGACCACAGUGAAACCACCAAAGCGCAGGCGAACAGAGAUGAGUGAUGAAGUCGUCGAACUAUGCUAAAAUUGCACUGAAAACACAUGUCAAAUACUUAAGCUAUCGACAUAAAUUGUUACAAAUUCGUACUAAACUAGAAAAUUACAAGUGUCUGUUGUGAUGUAAGAACAAAGGUCAACAUCAUAUUGUUAGAGAAGAGAAUCUCUUUAAUUAUAAAUUAAUUCAUUUUACAUUCAGAGUUAGUGAUAUUUUCUUAUUUGAUAUCUAUUUAUUUGUUUCUAAAUCAUCAUCAUCUGAUGAUGGCAUAUACAAAUGGCCAGUCAUAGCCAGUGAUUAAGCCAGUGCAGUUAUUAAAUUUAUUUUGUAUUUUUUAUCAGUUAUGCAAAUCUAAUACAUAGUAACUUAAUACCGAUGACAUUAAUGGUUGUUGAAAUUUAUAGAAACAAACUAAAAAGUGUUUUUGUAGCCUUUUGAUAGCAAUAAGUAUUAUUUAAAUAAGAGCUACGAUUAUUAGUAAGUGUAAACUUUUAAUGAGGAUCUAUUUCAAUGUCUUCAUUUUGAAUAAAUUUCAAUUUAAUAGUUUGGCUUUUAAUUUAAACCCAACUGACUUGAUUAUUAUCUUAACAGAGCAGUUGUGACAAUUAGUAUAUUAAAUGAAACAUUGGUAAAAUUUAUAUAAUUUAUUUACACAUUUUAAAUAAUAAUUUCAAUAUUAAACUACCCAAGUAAAAACACAAAAUUUAUUACUAAGUGGACACCUUCUGAACAUUUCAAUUUAUCUGAUUGUAUAUUUUAUUAUACACUCCAAUAUAAACAAAUUAUUGAUCACAAAUUGUUUUCUUGUACAAAGAUUGGUAUCUUAUUUGUAUUAGCAAAUUCUAUCAAUUUAAGAUUGACAAGCUAGUUUUCAGUAGUUGGUGCAUUCAGAACACAAUCAUGAAAAUUAAUCUUAGGAUGAGUAAUAACAUUUUUAGCUUCUCCAUGGCCCAGAGCCAAAAGACCUACAGCACCCACCUAUUCUUUCCUGCAGGUCUUCCCAUAUACUAAGGCGCUUUGCAGACGACGCGUCGUCUUCUUCUGUACUGGGCUGUUGCCCAUCUCAGAGAUAGCGGGUUCGAGUCCCGCUAACGAACGGGACUGUCCUGGGGGUCGAACCCCCCUCUCUACGGCUUCACUCGACGCCCUCGGCGCGGUCAAGCCCACCGGGUGAGACCCAUGUGGGAGGCCCAGUGAGCGAGCGGGCGACGGACUUUGGUGUGAGGGGGGAUUGCAGACGACGAGGCGGGGCGGGCUUUUUGUCCGCGAAGCAAUAAAAACCGCGUCUGCCCGUCGAUGUCUGCGGCUGCCCUCGCCGUAUACACAAAGCACACGACGGGCAGACGCAGCCAGUUCAGGACGUUCGUUCUAGUGAAUAGUCCAUCACUAAAAAGCGCGUGGCGCGUCUGAGCUAGCCGCCCCGCGCCGCCGUCUGCGUUACUGCAUAUAAACUGGUUUGUUUGAUCCACGGCGGGCAGCCGCGGACAUGCCGCGCCGCCACUGCCCGCCGGGCACCUGCGGCGCGGUCUUUUUGCCCUCUGUGUGCGUUUGUAGUAUAGGAUUCACUUUGUGCUAUCGUUCGCGGCGAAAUUGACCGGUCCGCCCCGCCCCGUCGUCUGCAAAGCGCCUUGUUACUCUUUGUCUGUGUCUCAGCACUGGGGACGUUUAAGGUCCAAUGAUGAUGCAUUGUGAUUAAAAUCAAAUUAAUAAGUGAUGAAAAACAUUGUAGAUGUCUCUACAUCCACACAGCAAUAUGGCAUCAUUUAAAAACAAUCUCAAUGCAAGCUGAGCACUUCAUUGUAUUACAAAUAAGAAUUUAUUGUAUCUGCAUCAUAAGCAAUAAAAGUUAAUGCUGGCACUUCACUCUGCUAUUUGUAAACUUAACAACAGUGUCCUUUUCAUUCAUUAUAACACAAAUAUUAGGACAGACUGUUGUCAAAUUUACAAAUAGAGAAAUUUUAGACACAUACACUGGAUAUUAGCCAUAUUCCCAGGAAGCCAACACUGAAGAAAUCUAAUGUAAUAUAAAUGAAACGCCAGCACAACAUUCCCCAUAUCCCAAUAAAGGAUGAACCUUAAAACUACCAAAUUAAUAUUACUAAUUAACCUAAAUGUGAAACAAACAAGCUUUACUAAUAAUAAAAGUCAACUUGGAUUUUACCUACUCCAGUUAGGUAAAACAGCGAGAUACUUAUUUUACCUUCUCUUAAGAGGAAAUUUUUGCAGAAGACAAUUUAUUGAUGAAGAAAUAAAUUACAUAAUAAUAUAUUUGGUCACUCCAAUCAAAAUGUGUUUGUAUGCUUACUCAAUAAUGGCUGUAAAGUUUAAGAUGUAAUUUGGGACACCUUAAAUAAAGUAUUGCUUGAUUUGAGACUUAAUACUUUUAUUUAUCCUGAAAAUGUGUGCUUAUCAAAACACUAACUAUAAUAAAGCAGGUGAAGUUGUUGCGGAAGCUAGUUUAUUAUAUACCUCCAUGCUAAGUUACAUGCUAAAUAAGACUCAAAUGUUAUAAUAAAUGAAAAUUGUAAAACCUAAUGACCUUGUAAACUGUGAAAAAUUACAUUUAUAUUCUGAAAAUAUUAUCCUUUCAUAACUAAAUAAGUACAGAGUAACAGUAACUCGAUUAAAUGUUUAGGUUUUGCUUCAGAGAUCCUUGCUUGGACGUGUUAAUAGAAACUAAAGUUUAAUUAAAUAAUUGGCACAUAUUAAUAAACAAAGAAUAUGCUGACUAGUUCAGCAGUGUACUAACAUAUAAAAUAAAUUUUUAACUAUAGUUAAACAGAUAAAAAACCAACCAACUUGUUCUUUGAUUAUUAAUAAGGAGGAAUACAUUUAGGGAUACCCAAUGAAUAAUAUCAUUUUAGGAGUAUAAUUAUUCUUUCUACCUAUGAGAGCAAAUAGUAAAGGAAAAUAUACCUAUGCCUUAUAUAUAUCUUAAAUAAAUGCUUCGAAAUGGUUGAUGAUUUAGAGAUUAUUAGCAAUAAUUAAUACUGAACACAUUGAAAGCUUAAAUAUCUUAAAAAGACAUUCUACUUCUCUGGUAAUAUCCCAAAUUCUAUUAGAAAACGUUCUACAUCAGUAGCAAAAAAGUCAUCUCCCAAUUCAGUAGCUAGUUUUAUAAAAUUUCCAAUUAUUUGGCCACCUUUAUAUACCAGCAAGGCUGGCACUCCUUCCACUCUGAAAUGUCUACUCAUUCCUGUUAUAUCUGCUGCUAUUCGACAAAAUUUUACAGUGGGAUAAUCUGUUGCCAAAACUUGCAGACAACCAUCCAUAGUCUUGCAUGCAACAGACAUGUCACCAUAUAUAUGAACAAUCACAGUUACCUUUUGAUCUUCUUUAUCAAUUGCAUUUAAAAAUUCUUCUUGACUAUUCAGUAAUAUGAGUUUACCAAAUUGAGGCACUUUCUGAAGUUGAGUCAUAAGCUCUUGCAUCCGCUGCUGCUGAUAUUUCAUAAGGAAUUCCUCAUCAAUCAACUCACUGAGUUCAUCCUCUAGGUCUUCUAUCUUCUUGCUUUCUACUUCUUCGCGUUCGGUCUUUACAGACAAAGUUAGUUUCUUCGCUAGAGCUAUUCGUUCCUUCUCUAACUCUGCACGAUUUUCCGCCUCCAACUGUUUGUACCUCCUCCAAUCUUCGAGAACUCCUUUUGGUCCGGUGUUCGUAGCUGACCCUGACCAAUUAUUGACAGGUGGCGGUUCAGCAUUUGCCUUCGAAACAGAAGGUGCAUUUCCUUCUUCAUCACCGCUUCUACUAUCUUCAUAAUCCGAUCCUCCUUCAUCUUCACUACUACUACAAUAGUUGUGUAGCUUUUCGCCCAAAAUUUUGUCAUCUAACGUAGACAUUUUAAAAGAGUCAGUGUUUAUGUUCAAUUAAGGAGGGAAAAUGCGGUCUACUUCCUAAGGAAAAACUAAUAAAUUAAUUAAAAGGUAUUGCAAAAUAAAAUGAUUACAGUACAGAAACUGUUUACAUCCAGAGUUGCCAACCGUAGAAUUUUUCCUCGUACUCAACUUAAAAUCACGUAAUCUGGC
Chilo suppressalis (striped riceborer) is the source of this 6044-nucleotide messenger RNA. The record is from the annotation of a GenBank genome assembly. Lineage: Eukaryota; Metazoa; Arthropoda; Insecta; Lepidoptera; Crambidae.